This is a messenger RNA of Zalophus californianus (California sea lion), 1467 nucleotides long. RefSeq names its product keratin, type II cytoskeletal 3-like. NCBI's taxonomy places the organism in Eukaryota, Metazoa, Chordata, Mammalia, Carnivora, Otariidae. The record is from RefSeq and is a predicted model, not a curated record. Gene Ontology annotation, cellular component: keratin filament. Gene Ontology annotation, biological process: keratinization; intermediate filament organization. Gene Ontology annotation, molecular function: structural constituent of skin epidermis.
AUGGGAGGAGGUUUUGGCAGCAGGAGUCUCUACGACCUUGGGGGCAACAAGAAGAGCUCCACCAGCGUGGCCGGAGGCACCUCCCAGGCUGGAGAGUUUGGGGGCCCCAGAGGCAGCGGUUUUGGAGGUGGUGGAAGAGGGAUGAGUGGGGGCUUUGGUGGAAGGGCUGGGGGUUUUGGUGGAGGAGCUGGUGGCUUUGGUGGCCCUGGUGGCUUUGUCAACCCCCAGAUUGGGCAAGUAAAGACCCAGGAGUGGGAGCAGAUCAAGACCCUCAACAACAAGUUUGCCUCCUUCAUCGAUAAGGUGCGCUUCCUGGAGCAGCAGAACAAGGUCCUGGAGACCAAGUGGAGCCUCCUGCAGGAGGAGCAGGGCUCUGGUUCUAAUACCAACAACCACAACCUUGAGCCUUUUUUUGAGAACUACAUCAGCAGCCUCAAGGCCUUCCUGGAUGGGCUGCACCUGGAGAAGGACAAGCUGCAGGGUGAGCUGAGGGGCGUGGAGGAGACUGUGGAAGACUUGAAGAAGAGGUAUGAAGAGGAGAUCAACAAACGUACAGCUGCAGAGAAUGACUUCGUAGUUUUGAAGAAGGAUGUCGAUGCUACCUACAUGACCAAAGUGGAACUGGAGGCCAAGGUGGAGAGUGUGACAGAUGAGAUCAACUUCCGGAAGGCCCUCUAUGAUGAGCUAUCCCAGAUGCAGUCAGACACCAGUGACAUGUCCGUGGUCCUGUCCAUGGACAAAAACUGCUGCCUGGACCUGGACAGCAUCAUCGCUGAGGUCCGUGCCCAGUACGAGGCGAUCGCCCAGAAGAGCAAGGCGAAGGCCGAGGUGCUGUACCAGACCAAGUUGGGUGAGCUGCAGACCACAGCCGGCAGACACGGGGAUGACCUGAAGAACACCAAGGAUGAGAUCUCAGAGCUCAACAGGCUGAUCCAGAAGCUGCGGGCCGAGAUCGAGAGCGUGAAGAAGCAAAAUGCCAACCUACAGACGGCCAUCACUGAUGCGGAGCAGCGUGGGGAGCUGGCCCUCAAGGACACCAAUGCCAAGCUUCAGGACCUCAAGGCUGCCCUGCAAAAGGCCAAGGAGGACCUGGCCUGGCUGCUGUGUGAGUACCAGGAGCUGAUGAAUGUCAAGCUGGCCCUGGACAUCGAGAUCACGACCUACUGGACCCUCCUGGAGGGCGAGGAGUGCAGGAUGUCCGGAGAGUGCCAGAGUUCCGUGAGCAUCGAGAUGGUGCACAACAGCAGCGGCAGGGGAGCCCCGGGAGCCGGUGCCCUGGGAGGCAGCGCGCUGGGAGGUGGAGCUGGGGCCCGCGGAGGGAGCCUGGGUUCGGGCUGGGGCUUGGUGGUGCGUGGGGGCUUUUCUGGUUCUGGGGGCUCCUGCGCCGUCAGCGGGGGUGGCAGCAACAGCUCAGGCCGCAUCUCGCAAAGCUCCUCCCAGAGCCAUUGGUCCCACCACAAAUUCUGA